AUGGACUCCAGCCCCCCAAUGGAGGAGGAACUUGGCGCUUCGGAGGUGCUGUGGUCUCCCGACCUCAACACGCGCUGGCGCCUGCUGCGGCGGCAUAUAUCACCCUUCGAGAAGGACCGUUCGGCGUACCACUCGGCAAAGUAUCAGAAACCCGUGUUUGUAUUUAUGAACCCCAUCGCAUGGAGACGUUUGGUUGAGAAGCAGGGAGCCUACCGGGCAGUGGACCUUAUGUUAAUGUUGGGCUUCGCACCGGCGCCGGAGGGCCAGGUGAACAUUGUCGAAUGGAUCGAGCGCGAGGCGACCGCCGCCGCCACACGUGCUGCUGUUUCUGCUGCGAAUGGCGGCAGUAAUUCUGGUGGUGGCGGUGUUGGAGGACGCCGGUCGUGCGCCGUGCCGCCGGGGCUUGGGGAGGAGUCGCGUGUGGGCGGCGGCGUGCGCUUCUGGGUGCUCAACCACGAGGACUCGCGCCCAUCUACCUUCGGCUCACCGGUGAGUCGAUACAUGUCACCGCGCUCUGCCACACUAGGCCUGCGCGCGAGCAGUCCGACGCUGGUGACGACGCCGCCUAUUGCCAUUACUAAUGGCACUAGUACUAGUACUACUACUACUACUACUACUACUACUACUACUAUGACCACUGCUGCUGCUGCUGCUGCAGUAGCGAGCGCCGCACUCGUUGGGCCGCGGGCGGAGGUGGACGGCGCAUCGAUGCGUAUCCGCAACCUGGAAGCGGAGGUUCGGGAGCUUACGCGGCAGGUGCGAAUUCUCAAGUCACGUGAGUCUGAGCGUGGGCUGGGUGUCGCGUCCAACGUGGUGUUGCAGCAUGAGAGUCCGCAGCCGCACAUCAUUGUACGCCCCGACCGCCCCUUUAUGGCCUCUUCCAAUUGCCACUCGCUCGUGUGCCUGCCGGUGAACUACCUCGACCCCGAUUGCGCUCCGUACGUCGUGUCGCUCGGCGCAUCCGCCGGCCGCACGCUGCUGGCCUGCACGAUUGUAGAGCACCGCUAUGUUAUAUUCGUUGCGCCGCCGCACCGUCGUGGCUCGCUGACGGUAGUAUUGCUCUGCACGCGUGACGGUACACUUCGACCGUACGCGCGCGCGGUGUGGCUGGNCGUCGUGGCUCGCUGA
Molecule: messenger RNA, 1128 nt
Organism: Trypanosoma grayi
Lineage: Eukaryota; Euglenozoa; Kinetoplastea; Trypanosomatida; Trypanosomatidae
Exons: 1
Coding region: 1-1128 (375 amino acids)
Source: RefSeq, a predicted model, not a curated record